This is a messenger RNA of Trypanosoma cruzi, 1077 nucleotides long. Its product is annotated as mucin-associated surface protein (MASP), putative. The record is from RefSeq and is a predicted model, not a curated record. Bases 1 to 1077 code for a protein of 358 amino acids. The transcript has a single exon. NCBI's taxonomy places the organism in Eukaryota, Euglenozoa, Kinetoplastea, Trypanosomatida, Trypanosomatidae.
AUGAUGGCGAUGAUGAUGACUGGCCGUGUGCUGCUGGUGUGUGCCCUCUGCGUGCUGUGGUGCGGUGCCGGCGGUGUUUAUGCGAGGGACCUCGACAACAAGGCACUGGGUGGCUGCAUGGCGUCGGGAGUGUUGGGUAUGAAUACAUCGUAUGUGCCGAACGGAUGUAAUAAAUACAUGCCGAUGCCGCCUUUGCGGUCAGCACUGCCUAUCCCUGCCAUACAAGCCGAAGUUCAGCAAUUGACGGACGUUUCUCAGGAUGACAUUAAAUUAUCCUCAGACACUGCUCCAGAAUCUGGUUCUGGAGUUGGAAGCGGAGGUUCUCCGGGCCCUGCUGCUUCUCCGACAGGUGCUGUUCCAGGUGCUGGUGUUCCUGCUGCUACUGGUCCUGCUGGUCCUGCUGCUGCUGCUGGUGGUGGUCCUACUGGUGUUACUGAUCCUGCUGCUGCUGCUCCUGGUGGUGGUGGUGGUGGUCCUGCCGGUGUUACUGGUUCUUCCGGUUCCGCGGUUUCUUCUGUUGUUCCUUCUCUUCCUGCUGAUUCAGAAAAUAGUAAAACGGGUUGCGGAGAGGAGGCGUCGGAUUGCGGAAGUCAAGAAAAGUUGGAAAAGUCAAAAGUGGAAAAUCAGGAUUUGGAAAAAUCCAACACAGCAGAAUUACCAGCGACACAAAAUACGAAAUCAAAAGACAAUGAGGAGGACUCAACGGAAGCAUCAAGUACGGAAUUGCAGAAUACGGAAACCCAACAAGAAACAAAACCGCCAGUAGAUGAGAAUGACACUACGAGCACCGAUGCAUCCACAGCGGUUGCCGCACAGAGUACAUCGGCCGGCAGUCAAGAAGAAGCAACUGAGUCAUCUUCCGAUGGCAGUCAUUCUCCACUUCGGGGGGAAGUAUUCACUGGAACGGACACUCCCAAGAAUGCUCCAUCUCCGGCUGCCGCGGAAGCAGAAAAACGCCAAGGAGAAAAUGUGACGAAAGAUGGCGACAGCGGCAGCACCACCGCGGUCUCCCACACCACCUCCCCUCUUUUGCUUCUUGUUGCUUGUGCGGCUGCUGCUGUGGUGGUGGCCGCGUGA